GCCGUUGGUGGCGUUUUCAAGGGAAGUGACCGUGAUUUGACAUGAAAAGAAAUAGAAAUUGCACAAACUGACAAAGAUGUUUCGUUUCGGAUAUUCUAAAUGAUUAUUUACAGUGUAAUUUGUAAUCAAUUAUCUCAGAUAGCCUAUUAAUUGGUGUCACCAUAGCAUAGAAUAUCGAAAAAGCAGUGUUUGUGUAUUUCGAAAUGAAUUCAAACCAGGCAGUUUCCAGUCUUUCAUCGCCAGGCCUUGCAACUCCUGGAAGCUCUGGUGGCCCUGCCAUAUACCAUGCACCGAUGACACCUUCUGCCAUGCUGAUGCAGCCUCCCAUCCAACGUCCUCCUCGAGUUAUUGAACAGCAGCAGUCCGAGGAUGAGCAGCAUCGACAUGGCAGUAGCAGUCGACAAUCACCUCAGAUUGGUGCAUCCCCUGCGGUCGGCUCCCACAAUGCUGUCAUGUCCACGCCAUCUGUUCCAUUCUCUUGGCAACAUCCUGGAACCCCAGGGAGUUCCCCAAUGACUCCGCUGAACCCAGCAACUCCGGCUAGUGAAUACACUGGUAUUCUCCCACAAUUACAAAAUAUUGUAUCAACUGUAAAUUUAGGUUGUAAAUUAGACCUAAAGAAAAUUGCCUUACAUGCGAGAAAUGCCGAAUAUAAUCCAAAACGAUUUGCAGCAGUCAUCAUGCGUAUCAGGGAUCCAAGAACCACAGCAUUGAUCUUCAGUUCUGGAAAAAUGGUUUGUACCGGGGCCAAAAGUGAAGACCUCUCCAGAUUAGCAGCAAGGAAAUAUGCUCGUGUUAUCCAGAAACUUGGGUUCCCAGCAAAGUUUAUAGAGUUUCGUAUACAAAACAUGGUUGGAAGCUGUGACGUUAAGUUUCCUAUUAGGUUAGAAGGUCUUGUCUUAGCCCAUGGACAGUUUUCAAGUUAUGAGCCUGAACUAUUCCCUGGUCUUAUCUACCGAAUGGUGAAGCCAAGAAUUGUCUUACUUAUAUUUGUAUCUGGAAAAGUUGUGCUAACAGGAGCUAAGGUUAGAUCAGAAAUAAAUGAUGCAUUCAACAACAUCUACCCCAUUUUAAAGUCAUUCAAGAAAACUUCCUAGUUGCUUAAGCUAUGCAUUCUUACUUGUGUUAGACAACUUGAUUUGCUGGGGACAGAAUAUACAGUACCUAGAGUAAGAACUUGGCUCUGAGUACAGUGGUGACAAGACAGAAAGAAGUUACAAAUUCAUUGGUAAGAAGACAUGAGACUUGGUUUGAAGUAUGCUUGUGACAAGACAUAAAAAGUAGUUCCAAGUGUAUUGUUUAGGAGACAUGGAUUUUGGUUCCAAGUACAUUGUGAAAAAACACAGAAAGUAGUUACAAAUUCACUUGUGAGAAGACCUGUUUUGUUCUUAGUAUAUUGGUAACAAAACAUGGAAUGCAUGUUUGAAAAGACAUUGAACUUAGUUCUGAGUACCUUGGUGACAAAAUAUUUGCCUUGGUUAAAUUUAAUGUGGUGAUAAAAUAUGGAACCUGGUUCCAUGUAAUUUGGUGACCAACUAUGGAACUGGGUUCAAUUUAUAUGUGGUGGCACUUGGUUUAACAUAAUCUUGUCACAAGUCAAGAUAUGGAACUUAUUUCAAUUAAGUAUGGUGAAAAGAUAUGGAACUUAGUUCUGUAUUACUGUAAUAUGACAUGUGAUGCUAUGUGGUAAGAAAUGAAACUUAGUUACACUUACACUGGUGACAAAAUAUAGAACUUGGUUCCAUUCACCCAGGUGACAAAAUAAGAAAAUGUACUUUGGCGCAAUCUGGUAUCAAGACAUAAAGCUUGUCCCUUGUACGUUAGUGACAAGAUGUGAAACUUGGUAAAAGUGUAAACAUGCUUGUUGACUUGCUAAUUUUUUAGGUGCAGUGGACAGUCCUACUUAUUGUAUUUUAAAAGCUACUGCAGGUCUACACUUGCCACUUGUCAGCUAAUACAAGCACAUCUAUUUGGAGAAUUCUGGUGGGUAACAGUGUGGACCUUUGUUAAUAAAUUGUACAGUAUUGUUAAAAUGUGGUGAUUUUCAAAUAUUUUUUGUUUGUAGAAAGUGAAAUAUAUUUAAGAAUGUGAAACAUUAAUAAAUUAAGUAACAUGGUAAUUAUUUCAGUUGUUAAUUUUCUAUUCUGCCUGGUAAAGAAAUGAAUUAUUUAUAGUUCUUAUUUCAGUUUGUUUAUGAAGGAAUAUCAAUUAGUAUUGUUAUGAAAUCAUGUGUUGGAUGAUAAUGAUGCUGAUACUAAUUAACAAUACAAAACAUAGUUGAGUGGAUCAUCCCAUCACACAAAGCAGGCUUAUCAUGUAAAUAAGUAAAUAUUUUGAUAAACAAACAAGAAAUAAACUAAAUGUCCUUUUUCAGCGGUUUUUUGCAAUGAGUUAUAUACUGUCAAAGUGGUAUUAAGAAAAUAGUACUGUAAUUGAAUUUCUUCAACCAAGUUAUUAUUUUUCAAUAAACAUUUGCCCGUACCCAAGGUUAAUCGACAUAAGUUGUGUGUAUGUUUGUUUAUGUCGAUUGACCUCGAUAUGGGCAUGCACAGUUCAAACUACAAAAUGGCUUAUUGAAAAUUAGAUUAAGAAAAUAUGUUCCUUGCCAUUUGAUAGGGCCAUAAAUUGUACCAUUACUGUAUUCUUUUCAUAGGUCCUGAACUUGGCUGAUAACCAAUCUAAUAUCUGUAAAUUAGCAACAGCUUUAUUAACAACCUCAAGGACAUAGGCUGGUUUUGGCCAUAGGGGGUGUGUCAGCAUCCCUGAGCCUACGACCAUGAACCAUGUACGCCCAUGUAUUUUUUCCAUUUAAAUGAACAAUCCAUUGUUUUAAUUAAAUAAAUUUUAGCAAUUUUUCCUACAUUUUAUCAGAGGAGGUAUAAUUUGCAUUAUUAAAGAAACUAAGUUCGCAUUAAGUAUGGAUCUUCAGCAACUCGUAUUUUGUCGGCUCUGUAAAUAUAUUGUACAAAGGAGGUAUUGCUUAGUUUUUAGCUAUAUAAAAGUAUAUUAUGUUAUGUUAGAUUGGCUGUAAAUUGUUCUUUUUCAUUCUGCUCAAUUUUUAUAAUAAAAGAUUGAAAUGUGAAAA
Messenger RNA from Anneissia japonica, 3085 nucleotides. Its product is annotated as TATA-box-binding protein 1-like. Gene Ontology annotation, molecular function: RNA polymerase II general transcription initiation factor activity; DNA binding. Bases 204 to 1097 code for a protein of 297 amino acids. The record is from RefSeq and is a predicted model, not a curated record. The transcript has 7 exons. NCBI's taxonomy places the organism in Eukaryota, Metazoa, Echinodermata, Crinoidea, Comatulida, Comatulidae. Gene Ontology annotation, biological process: DNA-templated transcription initiation.